Molecule: messenger RNA, 2396 nt
Organism: Hemibagrus wyckioides
Lineage: Eukaryota; Metazoa; Chordata; Actinopteri; Siluriformes; Bagridae
Gene: tnfaip8l3
Product: tumor necrosis factor, alpha-induced protein 8-like 3
Exons: 2
Coding region: 262-870 (202 amino acids)
Biological process (GO): regulation of apoptotic process
Cellular component (GO): cytoplasm
Source: RefSeq, a predicted model, not a curated record
GCAGAGAGAGUCAGCAAAGAGGACAGAGAGAGCAGCAGUGAAAGAGGCCGAGUGACAGACUGAGAGAAAGAGAGAGAGAGAGAGAGAGAGAGAUAGAGAGAGAGAGUGAGUCACCAAAUAGCUUGCGCUCUGACUGUCGGUUUUAUUCCAACCACGGACAGCUGCCGUGAUCAAGCCAGAGAGGAAAGAGAAAGAGAGAGAGAGAGUUUUCACAGAAAGAGAAGAGAAGAAAGAGAGAGAGAGAGAGAGAGAGAGAGAGAGAUGGAUUCAGAUUCGGGUGAGCUGAGUGAAGGAGAGCUUUCUCCAGGGCCCGAGAUCUUCAACUCGAAGAACCUGGCUCUGCAGGCACAGAAAAAGAUCCUGAGCAAGAUGGCGACGAUGGCGGUGGCCAACCUGCUGACGGAUGACACGAGCAGCUCCAUCCUGGAUGAGCUGUACAAGGCGAGCCGCGAGUUCACCAAGAGCAAGAAGGAGGCACACCGCAUCAUCCGGGAUGUCAUCAAGAUCGCGCUGAAGCUGGGCGUGCUCUACCGCAAUCGCCGAUUCAGCCCCGAUGAGCUUGAGGCAGUCGAGCGCUUCCGCAAGAAGCUGAACCAGGCGGCCAUGACGGCCGUCAGCUUCCACGAGGUGGAGUUCACCUUUGACUGCGGCAUCCUGUCUCAGCUGCUCCUGGAGUGCAGGGAUCUGCUCCACGAGAUUGUGGAGAACCACCUGACCUCGCGCUCGCACGCACGCAUCGACCGCGUCUUCAACCACUUCUCCGACGUCCACUUCCUGGCCGAGCUCUACGGCGCCGGGGAUGAGUACAGACUCUACCUGAGCAAAAUCUGUGAUGGGAUAAACAAACUUCUGGAUGAAGGGAUACUUUAGCAACUUCCUGCCUUUCUACUUGCUUCUGCUCUUUCUCCUGCUCUCUGCUCCUGUUUCUACCAGACUGUCCAUCAGUCUCCUGUUUCUCUUAUAUCUCGCUGUUCACUUCACCAACACCGAUUCUUCAUGACCGUGAUUCAGACAGACUCCGCCCUUGCACCUAACCGAUGGCCGAAAUCAACCACAUGGCCACUGCUACACACGGGUCACGGCACCAUCGUACCAUUCUGAAAUAAAUGAAGCCGUGUGGAUUGUGUUAGCUGCUGUUAACAAAUCUACGCCUCAGGAGAAACAUUUUGGUAGCUAAGAGUCCAGAGUGUCGUGAUGACCCCAAAGUUGAUUCGUUUCCUAAAACAGCAUGCCCUCUAAGUGUUUAUUUCUCUCAGCGAUCUUCAAUCAUUUUAUUUAUUAAACAAUGUCCAUGAAACCAGUCAGAUCCUGUUCUCCCUUACACGAUCUAGCGGCUCUAAAGAGUCAUUCCUUCACCUCUUUAUUCUCUCUCUAUUCACGUUAAUCAGACAAAAAUGUAAAAAAAAAAAGAAAACGUAACCUGCCGACUGUUAGACAGCGCUGACACUGGAGACUCCUGCAUGUCGAUCAUUAGACACACUUUCGAUCUGAUUAUCAAGUGGACACGUCUCUGUGAAUGAGCUGUUGCUAUAGAAACCAUGACGUGUCAGUGCAAGUGUGUUAACAGAGACCUAGCGCUGCUGUCAGAAUAGAUGCUGUUUUAGGAAACUAAUCAACAUUUUCUGACCAAUCAGAGCGCAGAACUCAGAGCAGUUAAACGUAUGACAGUAGAGUCUGCAGUGCUGUGAGUCUGAUGAGGGAGUUAAAGUAGCACUUCCUCUUCCUCCAUUCUCUUUUGAUGUUUUCCUCCAUCUCAUGCCAUCUCUCCUCUCAUCCAUUCUUCUUCUCUUCCUCUUUUCCUCCACUUCUGUAAGGACGUCUCACUUCCUGGAACUGAGCGACAGCAUGAACAAUCGCCUGGAAGACGGCGUGCUUUAGCCGCUUUCUCAUCUCUCCUUUCUCAUCUCUCCUUUCUCUUCUCUCCUCUCUCACUUCUCAUCUCUCCUUUCUCAUCUCUCCUUUCUAAUCUCUCCUGUCUCAUCUCUCUUUCCCUUCACUCUUUCUGCUACAGUCCAGAACUCAGUUUCCUGUAUAAAUCCAGACUUCUGUUCCAGCUGUUGAUCUUCUCCUCUGCUCCUCUGUGUCUCCACCUGCCAUGAUACCAGACUCUCUUUAUCUUUAUUCCUCUCACUGCAGAGGAAAGACAGUACAGUCACAACGCUAUGAUGUUGUUUGUAUCCAAACAUCUGUGUGUGUGUGUGUGUGUGUGUUUGUGUGUUCUGAGCAUUUCUGUUUUUAUCACAUACAAUGAAAAGCAAUGUGACACCAGAAAGUGGCUUUAGCUUGUGUGUAUUGCAUUUGUGUGAGUGUUGUGUGUGAGUAUCAGUAUGUGUGUGUGUGUGUGUGUGUGUCUAUCAGUGUGUGUGUGUAAGGGGUGAAUUAAAAUAAAAGCUGUU